Molecule: messenger RNA, 1149 nt
Organism: Carassius carassius (crucian carp)
Lineage: Eukaryota; Metazoa; Chordata; Actinopteri; Cypriniformes; Cyprinidae
Product: intestine-specific homeobox-like
Exons: 4
Coding region: 506-1078 (190 amino acids)
Biological process (GO): regulation of transcription by RNA polymerase II
Molecular function (GO): DNA-binding transcription factor activity, RNA polymerase II-specific; RNA polymerase II transcription regulatory region sequence-specific DNA binding
Source: RefSeq, a predicted model, not a curated record
UUUAUCAUUGCACAUACAGCAACUUUAAUAAACGUGUAAUUCUAGAGCUGACCGCUUGAUGUCGCUGUCGUCUAAAGAAGAGUCACUAGGUGCUGCAUGAACAGCUGCUGUUCUCUCACACACAUCUGUGCACUACAAACAAUUAAUGAAGGGUUGUCAUAAUUUACAUUAAAUGCUUUUUUAAUAAACUCAACAAGAAGUUGUGAUGAUUGCUACGAUGUGUUUAGUAACCAAUCCCAAUAGUGCCGAUAGCACAAACCUAGCUACAAGUACCAAUAGAUGUUACACAAUCCAUAAAUGGAAAUCUCAGAUCUUUAGUGUUUUGGAUAGAGAUGAAAAAUGUGCACAAGUUCAUGAUGAGGUCAAGCAUUUAUGACUGAGGAGGUUUGUUACACAGUAAACCUGUUGCUCCUCCUAUGAAUGCUUCAGUCAUAUCAACACACACAGACUUACUAUUACACAAGUCAUUCUGAACUUCUGAGACACCGGUGAAUAUUCAAAGACAAUGCAAUUAGAUGAUGUAGAGUUAGAAAAAUAUGUUGAGACGUCAUCCCGUGAGAGCAGGACGGCCACAGACAGCCCAAAACUUCUGUCACACUCUAUUGAAGAAAUACUGAAGAAACCUGUCAACAAGACACUUAAAACAUCUGGAUGCACACAGACCAAGAUAAAGACGGAUGCUCCUAAAAUCAUUACAUACACAGCUCGAGGGUCCGGUCGCAGACGGGUAAGGACCACAUUCACCGUGAUCCAGCUGGAGGAGCUGGAGAGAGUUUUUCAGGAAACACAAUUUCCUGACGUUCACACCAGAGACCAGCUCGCAUGUCGAACGCAGCUGUCUGAGGGAAGAGUUCAGAUCUGGUUCCAGAACCGGCGGGCGAAGUGGAGACGCAGUGAAGCUAAAGCAGCACACACACCUCUGACAGUGCUGAGAGAUGCAGAACACACUCACCUCCAGACUCCUGUCCACUGUGUUCACUACCUGAGUUUUCACCAGAAGCUCUGGCUGCCGGAGUCAAUCUGUCCUCGCAUUGGUUCUCCUGAACUCGUCACACUUCAACACCAUUCAUACUUCUGACCUCAUCACCUUCAUGGGCCACUGCCAAACAGACAUUUUCACAAGAUCAAGAAUCUUCUCUAUGAAUAAAA